Molecule: messenger RNA, 1534 nt
Organism: Leptopilina heterotoma
Lineage: Eukaryota; Metazoa; Arthropoda; Insecta; Hymenoptera; Figitidae
Exons: 5
Coding region: 688-1500 (270 amino acids)
Source: RefSeq, a predicted model, not a curated record
AGUGAAUCAGAAUAUUCUUUAUGGUCAGGGGAAAAGUGAAAAUUUUGUCUGGAGAUCAGGAAAAAGUCAGGGAAAAAUAAAAUUAAAUAUUUGUGGCAACCUUGAAUUUUUUAAAAUCUAAACGAUUGAUUGUUCAGAAUCGUAAGAAAAGUCUAUACAAAAUUCGGCAAUAAAAAAUAAUAAUAAAUGUGGUAGUAGUUGAAUUUUUUAAGUAUUAUUACUAUAAUAAAAUUUGAACCAACAAAAAAACCUUGAAAAUUUCCUAGAAACCUUGAAAAAACCGAGAAAUAGACGUGAAUUUUAUUCAGGAGUUUUGGUGGCCACCCUGCGAAUGUUACCUGGGUUUAUUACUAUAUGUUACGUUCUUACAUUGUUACAUCCAUGUAUUUUUCGAGAGUGGGGGGUUACGUACGUAUGUUACCUUAUGUAACAUACGUAGAAAACCUCGAGUUUGUUACAUUUACCCAUCCCUGGGUUAAUGAAUGAAAAUAACGAAAAUAUCAAGCGUCUUUUUUUUCAUAAAUUAAUUUUUCGUGAACCUCGUGGACUGAUACCUAACCAAAAGUUCAUUUGUUUUAAAUUUAUUCAUUUCUUUAAAAACUAUUCAGUUAUUCCUUUUAAUUCGCUUUAAUACUUGUAUUCUAAUUGACGUGUACGCAUUUAGAAAUAUUUGCAAUUUGAUUAAAAAUGAACAGAAAAAUUGAUCUUUCGAAGUUUGAAGGUGUAACUUUUUCAUCCAAUGAGAUGUUAAAAGAAGUAAAAUGUCAAGACUCAACAAAUGAACUUGUUCUGUUUGUGGAGAGUGUGACAGCUCCAACUGUGACUGGGAAAGAUGGGAAGCAUUUUUUACAAACCGCUGUUUUAAGCAAUGCUAAUGGUUCGAAAGUUGUUUUGAAAAUUUGGAAUGAGCAGAUAAAAAGAACGAAUGGACUCAUUCGUCAAAAUUUCAUUUUGCAUUUGGAUGCUGUUGCUUCCAAAAAACAAUUUUUUUCAAAUCAAGAUUUAGGAGGAAACUUGCAUUUUGAUUUAUCAAUACAAUCAAAUACAAAAAUAACUGUUUUAGGGGUGCAAAAAACAGACACAGAAGAUAAAACUUUGGAGUGCACCUUUGAAACAAUUCAAAAUGCUCCAAAUGGAAGUGAAAUUGAAAUAAUUGGCUAUAUAAAAACUGCUUUUCAAGCAGUUAAGGGAAAAAACAAUCAAUACCAACAUGCUUGCUGCUCAAUAAUGGAGGACAAUAAAAAAUUGGAGAUGAAAAUUAAUAAUUUUGAAUUGGAAAACUUGAAUCAAUUUGAAAAAGGCUUGAAAAUUAAAGUCAGAGGAAAAAUUAACUUUGGAAAUCCUCCAGUCUUAGAGGUAACAGACUUAAAUAAGCUGGAAAUAAUAAGCACUGAGAAAGUGACAGCAGCGUACUUGAGCAAAGGAAUGCUCAGAAUUAAAAAAUUAAAUAAAAGUACCGAAGUUAACGACAAUGUUGUCGAAAAAAAACCAAAAAAUUAAUUUUUUUCAGUUCACGAUUGAAUUUAUUUUUUUU